Molecule: messenger RNA, 5801 nt
Organism: Closterium sp. NIES-67
Lineage: Eukaryota; Viridiplantae; Streptophyta; Zygnematophyceae; Desmidiales; Closteriaceae
Source: the annotation of a GenBank genome assembly
GCCGUUCAGUGUUUCCGUGAAACCGUGUUUUUCAGUUCCAGGCUUCGGAUUCCCCUGUGGUAUCAAUGCCGGUCGGAUAGCAAAGCAACCUAACAAGACAGUUCUGCUCCCAGCCUAAACAAGCAGAAAGUGCCUUAGCUGAGCUGAGCUAGUAGUUACACUUUCCGUGUGUUUGCAGGAAAAUAAUGCGAUUAGUUUAUACCUACGUCUGUUAAAGCCAGGGACCCAAGUUUACCAACUGUAAAACAGUUGGUUGGGACUAAAACUACUGAUUGGCCGGCGAGCUGUAGGCACCAGUGAAAUCGCCUGCGAGUGUUGCAAUUCACGCACCCUCACGACACAAAACUGGUUUUUCCCAGCCAACUGUAAAACACUUGCCCCUGGUUCUAGAAACUUGGGUCCCUGGCCGGUCGAGUAGCAUCACCCAAUUAACUUCCGUCGAAACAGGAAGAUGAAUGUGCGAGCGAGCCGCUCCUCGGAGUGGCAAUUAGACAGGCAGGAGAAGGAGCAGGGAGAUUCAGGGCGGCUGGUAGGGUUUAGGGAGGAGAAAGUACAGGGAGACUUAGGGUGGCUGGUAACUAGGCAGGAGCAGAAACGGAGAAUAUUAGGGUGGCUGGUAGAUGGGCCGGAGCAGCAACAGAUACAUCCGCGAUUAGAGCAUCGUAUUUAUAACGGGGAGGAGCAUAUUUAUGGCAGGGAAAGGGAUUUGUAUGAUAGCCAGGAGGAUGCGACGGUCGGGGAGCCACGCGCGGAAGCCGGACCUUCCAUCUUCUCCCGUUCGUUUCCGUCUGUGCGACGACAGCUGUCGCACGCUCGAGCUCAAAGGCCGUCGCAAUCGAAGUCCCCGUCGCCAUGUCGCAUAUCAUGUCACAUGCGACGACGCCAUUAUUCCUCGUUACGAAAUGACGGAAAACACACCUCGAGGCCGGCGGCUUGGUCACCCUUCGUUAGAAGAACAUCGAUUCUCGUCCUUUUAAGGCUCCUUAUAAGCGUAUUCAGCAUCCAGUCUUCUGUCGGGUGGACAGCAGCCGACGGAGGGGAACGGCUAGGACCAGCAGCAGCAGCGGUUGGAGCGGAACGGCUAGGAGCAGCAGCAGUGGUCAGAUGGCGUGCGGAGCGGCAGUUGAUGAUAGCGUCGAGAGCAGGAGCGGCAGCAGCAGCAGCAGGGGGGUGGGUGGGGACACCAGGGUCGACUGGCGGUUCUAGUACAGGAGGCUUGCUUGCGGGCGAGGGGAGAAGUGCAGAAGUAGCAGGAGACGGGGGUGGUGCUUUGAGGAGCAGGAGGCUGGCGGCCGCACAGCCGCCGUCACAGGAAGGCUUCGUGAGCGUGGACUGUGGGUACAUGGGGUCGUCUGGCGCCAGCAACCUCGGGCUCAAGUGGUUACCAGACACAGAAGCACCGGGCGGCAGUGUGGCGGUUAUCACUCAAGUCCCGGACGAGCUGGUGGGGGUGGUGACGGUGGAGCAGACGCUGAGAGUCUUUGACGACGAGAAGCCCUUCAACUGCUACCGGAUUCCGCUGAUUGCUCCAGGUCGCUACCUGGUGCGCCUGACCUUCUGGUACGGCAACUACGACAGCAAGAACCUGCCGCCCAUUUUCAACGUAACGAUCGGCACUGCCUCGCUAGGCCAGUACACCCCAUCCAACGACCAGAUUCUUGUACUGGAGGUGAUAGUAACGGUGCCAACGCGUCUCAUGACCAUCUGUCUGGUCCGUGUGGUAUCUGACCCCAUCAUCAACGCCAUUGAAAUCCGCCCCCUGCCCACUGGUGCCUAUAACGAGAGUGACUAUAGCGAGCAGCUGUUGCUGAACUACUGGCGGCUGUCUGGCGGAGGAGAUUCGCUCUUUGUCGGCUCAUACCGCUACCCUGACGACCCUGUAGAUCGGGUAUGGUACGCCGACAUUCCUCUGUUCGGUGACCCCGCCCCCGGCACCUACACCUACGCCCCCUCAGCGGCCUCCGUGCAAGUCAGCAGCAGCAACAUCACCAUCCCUCCCAGCAUGCGCAGCAACGCCGUGCCUCAGUUUGUGGUGCAAAAGGUCCGCACCACCAAGAGUCCCAACGGGCUCACUUACGUUUUCUAUGGGCUGGCGCCUGGAAAGUACCAGGCGUACCUCUAUUUCACUGACAUCAUCCCUCCCCCAGUCAACAAAACCGCCACCGCCACCAACACCAGCAGUACCCCGUCAGCCGAUCUCCUCCUGGCUAUCCUCAUCAACGGCUCGCCUCUCCUCCGCAACGCCCUCGCCCUGCCCUCCACCCCCAACGGCCAGUGGAACAAAAACACCGCCGGGCAGCUCAGCUUCGCCUUUGAUGUCGUUGGGGCGGCGGGAGGGGCAGGCGGAAAUGUUACGGGAUCGGGGGGCGGGCAGGGGAACGGGCAGGGGAACGGGCAGGGGAAUGGGCAGCAAGGGCAGGGGCCGCAGGGGACGGUGGCAGAGACGAGUAUACAGCUGAAAGCAGAGGAGGGGAGUAAGGUGAAGGAGGUGGGGCUGGCUGGACUGGAGCUGUAUGCCGUGGUUGAGAGAGAGGCUGCUGUGGCCAAGGAUCAAGUGAGCGCCCUGGCCUGCAUCAAAGCACAGCUGGGCUUGCCAGCAGCCCUGGCUGACUGGACUGGCGAUCCCUGCAACCCAAUAGUGUGGCCAGGCGUUAUGUGCAUCACCACUGCCCAGCAUUCUUCGGUCAUCGGCCUGAAUCUGACCAGUUUCAACGUUUCAGGCGACCUCGCACCAUGCAUUUCCAACCUCACCACGCUGCGCACCCUCUGGCUCGAUCACAACCAACUGCGUGGCUCCAUCCCCUCUGCUGUUGGCUCGCUCACACAGCUGAGAUCCAUCAAGCUCAACAACAAUAAGCUAUCAGGGCCAGUGCCUGCUUCUCUUGCUGCUCUUCCCAACCUUCAGUACCUGGAUGUGAGCUUCAACAAUCUCUCUGGGCCCUUCCCCUUCAACAACUCCAGCAACGUGCAGAUCGGUGUAUCCGGCAACAUCAAUCUCUGCUCCCCAGAUGGAUCCUUCAAUCUCCCUCUCUGCACCAACACCACCACCACUGAUCCCUCCUCCUUCUCCUCUCCAUCCGCCACGCCAGCGCCCGCUGCCACGUCAGCAGCGGCCAUGAGCACAGCUGUCCUCAUGGCGCUGAUCCUAGGUGUCAUCAUCGGCGUGGUACUGGUGCUCCUCGCCAGCUGGCUGCUGCUGAGGUGGCAGCAGCGGGCGGCGGAGAGAGGAGGAAGAGGAGGAGGGGGGAGGGGCGGUGAUGAUGAUUCAGGGAUGGAUGGGUUGGGGCAGCAGCCGCCUGUGGUGGUGGUGGUGCAUGGUGAUACUGGCGCUGUGACAGUGCAAACUGCAGAUUCUGCUGGGUCGACGCUCUACACGCAAAGCAACCAGGUGCUUCUCUCGCCCAAAGCUGCAGCGGGGUUGACUGGAGCAGGCUUGACUGGAGCAGGCUUGACUGGAGCAGCAGCAGCGAAAGCAGCUGCAAUAGAGGCGACAGAAACAGGUGCAAUGAAAGCAGCUGGCCUCCCAGCGCUUUCAGCCAGCCAAGAAGAGGCUCCCUUGCUGUUUCUCUCUGACGAGAAGCCAUCGGCAGCAGCAGCACUACCAGCCACAGCAACAGACGCAGCAGGAGAAGUAACCACUGCCUCAGGUGGCGAAGAGACAACCACAGCCGCACCAGGGGUGGUUGGGGCGGGCGUGGCUGGGGCAGGUGUGUUUGGGGCAGGUGUGGCUGGUAAUGCGCCAGUGGGAGCAUCAGCAGCAGCAGGGGUAGGCGCAGGUGCAGGGAAUGUAACGGCACAAGCAGCAAGUGCUGCGGCAGUGUCUUCGGCAGCGGGAAUGGGUGUGCCGGGUGCUGCUGGUGUAGCUCAAGGUUUGUCAGUUGGAGGAGCAGCAGCUGCGGCAGGUCUGGUGGCUGCUACAGGUGCUGCUACAGCCGCUACAGUUGCUACAGCUGCUGAGGCUGCCACUGCUGGUGUAAUUGCCACUUCUGCCACAACCAAUGAGACAAAUUCAGCUACUGCCAUUACUGCAGCCACCGCUGCUACAGCCGCUACAGCCGCUGCUGCUACAGCUGCCGCUGCAACCACUGCUACAACCGCCGACCAUUCCAUGACAUGUAUAGUCGCCCCUGGCUCCUCCGCCUGCCGAUUCUCCCUCGCUGCCCUCUCAACCGCAACCAACCACUUCGCACCCUCCGACAUCAUCGGAUCAGGCGGCUUCGGGCCGGUCUACCGGGGGGUGUUACCUGACGGGCGCAUGGUAGCAGUGAAAAGAAGGGAUGAUGACUCGUUACAGGGUGACAGGGAGUUUGUGAACGAGGUGGAUCUGCUGUCCCGAGCCUGCCACCCGAACCUGGUGGAGCUGGUCGGGUACUGCAGGGAGGCUCGGCAGCACCUGCUGGUGUAUGAGUUCAUGCCUAAUGGGACGGUGAGGGAGCAUCUGUACGACCAGAUGGGGCAGCAGCUUGGGCGGCUGAGAUGGCUCACCAGGAUCCAAAUCGCCCUGGGGGCUGCUAAAGCCAUCCAAUACCUGCACACGUGUCUGCAGCCGCCCAUCAUCCAUCGCGACAUCAAGACCAGCAACAUCCUGCUGGACGGGCGGCUGAACGCGCGGGUGGCAGAUUUUGGACUGUCCCGUGUGGGCCCUCAGGACAACAGGAGCCACGUGUCAACGGUCGUUAAGGGCACUGCUGGUUACCUGGACCCUGAGUACUUCACCAUCCAGCAGCUCACGGACCGCAGUGACGUGUUCAGCUUCGGGGUCGUGCUGCUGGAGCUCAUAUCAGGCCAGCAGCCCAUCGACCUCAACCGCCCACAGCAGCACUGGAGCAUCAUUGACUGGGCUCGCGACCACUUACAGCAAGGCAACAUUCGAGCGGUGGCAGACCCCACCCUCUUCCCCAACGAGUGGGACGAGGAAGCCAUGUGGCGCGUGGCGGAGGUGGGCAUGGUGUGUGUGGAGCCCAAGAGCCUCAACCGCCCGCCCAUCACCGAAGUGGUCAUGGAGUUAGAGCACGUGCUGGCGCUGGAAGUGGGUAAUGCUGUUGCUGCUGCUAACGCCGCCGCUGCUGCUGCUGCUGCUGCUGCUGGUGUGGCAGGUGGGAGGGCAGCAGCAGCAGGGGCAGCAGCUGGUUUUGGUGCGGCUGCUGGUGGCCCUGCUCCUCCUCCUGCUUUUGCAGUUCCGGCUGCUGCUGCUGGUGUGGCAGAGGGGUUGGGGAACCAGCAGCAGCAGCAGCAGGCGCAGCUGCAGCAGCUGCUGCUGGGGCAGGCUCAGGCCCACUCAGACCUGCUGAUGUCCGGCAGUAGAGUGAGUGGGGGGAGUGAAGCAAGUGGGGGCAAUGUAGGCAGCGGUCAGGGCAGGGUUAGCAGUUUCUCUGGACGGUUCAGCUCUGGAAGAUUCCGGAGCACGACCACUGCCGGACCCACAGCUGCAACUGGUGCUGCGGCUGCUGCUGGUGGGGGUGGUGCUCCUGUCGCUCCUGCAGCUGCGGCUGCUGGCAGUAGAGGGGAAACUGGAAGCACUGACAAUAGCAGUCUCAACUGGUGAACCCAAAUAGGUAGCUCGAUAUCAUUCUUUCCUGUUCAGUGACUCCGGGGAUAACCAACCACCGGAGUGUACCCUACCUGCUUGGAUGCAUAGUAUAGUGAUCAGGCACCCUGUUUCCUCACGCCGUACAUCAGUUGCGCCAAAGCACCAGAGUGCAACUCCUCUGAAUCUGCAAGUGUUACAAACUCCAUGCAAAACACGUUGCUCUCCAUCUGUUCUGAUAAUCUCCGGAUAGGAAUCAAGUAAUGCAAUAGUG